Messenger RNA from Grosmannia clavigera kw1407, 702 nucleotides. RefSeq lists its product as uncharacterized. Lineage: Eukaryota; Fungi; Ascomycota; Sordariomycetes; Ophiostomatales; Ophiostomataceae. The transcript is spliced from 2 exons. Bases 1 to 702 code for a protein of 233 amino acids. The record is from RefSeq and is a predicted model, not a curated record.
AUGACGUCCACCACGCUCUCGCUCCUCGUUGCCGUCCUCGGCGCUGCCCUGGUCUCGGCACACACCAUCAUCGUCUAUCCCGGUUGGCGAGGCGACAACCUCGUCACGAACGCGACCUUUCCCUACGGCAUGCAGUGGAUGUACCCGUGUGGUGGCAUGAAGCUCACGACCAACCGCACUUUCUGGCCCAUCGGCGGUGGCGCCGUGUCGUUUCAACCCGGCUGGUUCCAGGGCCAUGCCACUGCCCAGCUCUUUAUCAACAUGGGCUUCGGCACCGAUGGCCCUGACGGCGGUCCCGGCAACAUGUCCAACGUCAUGGUCUCGCAGUUUGGCAUCACCGGCCCGUCCAAGAACCCAUACCCCGGCACCAUCUGUCUGCCACAGGUUCCGCUGCCGGCCAACGCAAAUGCCAAGGUGGGCGACAAUGCCACCAUCCAGGUCGUCGAGCUGGCCGUGCAUGGCGCCUCUCUGUUUUCGUGCGUCGACAUCACCCUUGUUGACAACGACGACCCGCGCCUCAAUCCCGUCAACGAGACCAACUGCUUCAACAGCACGGACAUUGGCUUCUCCACCCUCUACACCAUUGCCACCAAGGUCGCAACCAACAUCACGUCCAGCGCGGGAGCCCCGUCCACCGCCCGUGGCUCGCUCGCCGUCAGCUGGCUGCCGCUCCUCGUUGCCGGCCUGUGGCUACUGCUGUAG